Messenger RNA from Phytophthora sojae, 396 nucleotides. RefSeq lists its product as hypothetical. The record is from RefSeq and is a predicted model, not a curated record. The annotation marks the transcript as partial. The transcript has a single exon. NCBI's taxonomy places the organism in Eukaryota, Oomycota, Peronosporomycetes, Peronosporales, Peronosporaceae.
CGAGAUGGCGCUAAGUGCUCGAGGCUGGCGUGCUCAGUUGCUGAAGGACGUGGAUCUGCACUUACUUCGGGCUGUGGCAGAAAUUGCGGGCUGUCUUGAAUCAACUGAGGGGCUGAAUUCGGGUGAAGCGGUUGGAAUCGACUUGACGCAAGCUCUGAGAGAGUUGGAGACGGCAGCGGGGAGAGUUCAAGCGGCGCAGAGGCGACUGUCGUCCCUGGUCGCAGCUACUAUCGCCCAGGCGGAAAGUUUGUCUGGUGUUGAGGGAGCAAAUUCCCUGCACGGUAUCAAUUCGCCUUGGUUCGUGUCAACGGGUCAAGGCAGUUUGGUGCUCAUGAGCGAUAUCGAGCGGUAUCUGCUGAUGAUGAGCGAAGCUGUGCGUCGAUAUCGCCGGGCGAU